Messenger RNA from Dromiciops gliroides (monito del monte), 1745 nucleotides. It is a transcript of the gene B3GNT8, whose product is annotated as UDP-GlcNAc:betaGal beta-1,3-N-acetylglucosaminyltransferase 8. Lineage: Eukaryota; Metazoa; Chordata; Mammalia; Microbiotheria; Microbiotheriidae. Bases 449 to 1642 code for a protein of 397 amino acids. Gene Ontology annotation, cellular component: membrane. The record is from RefSeq and is a predicted model, not a curated record. Gene Ontology annotation, molecular function: protein N-acetylglucosaminyltransferase activity. The transcript is spliced from 3 exons.
UGAGGAAGUGGUUGUUGACAGUUGAGAGAUAAGCCAGGGCACAUACACCGUAGAGGCCCCAGUGGCCAUUCUCUGAUGCAAACACAGUCUUUCCCAAGGGGGCUGGAAAUUUGUUAGUCACGGCAGGGAGAGAGUUAGGUGUGGGGUGUGGAGAGGUGGGUGGAAACCCGCCCAGGCCCAGUCAAGUGUCCAGGCCAGAGAACCAGCCCGAACACGCCCUCUCUCCUCUCGCCUCUCAGUCAGUAUCUCUAGGUCUCCUCCCCAGCCCCGCCCCUGCCGCUCCCUGGCCCCUGGGGGCUCCCCGCUCCCCUCCCCUCCAGACUGACUCAGUCUGGGAGGGAGGCAGCUGCCGGAGGAGCCUGACUUGACCAAGGCUGGCGGGCCUGGCCCCGGCCCUGGCCCAGAACUCCUGGGGACCCCCCCCCCGUAGCCCCGGGGGCCCCCUGCCAUGCGCUGCUCCAAGUGUGUGCUCUGUCUCUUGGCUCUCCUCACCCUGCUGGCCCUCAAGGUUUACAUCGAGUGGAGCUCGGAGCCACUUCGGCCCAAGAGACACCCAGAGGGGCAGGAAUCGGAGACCCUAAGCAACCCCAGUGCCUUCACAUUCGAGCCAUCCCUUCCCGCCAACCUUUCUGGGCGCCUUGGCCAGACAGGAGCCCUGGCCACUGCCUACUGGAACCAGCAACAGCAGCUGUUCCAGGCCCUGCCCGGGGCAGGUGGCUCAACCACAGGGGACUGCCAGGCUUGGGGGAAGGCCGCGGCGGCCAAGAUCCCUGACUUCACCUUCUACCCGGAGGCUCACCAGCGCUUCCUCCUCUCAGCCGCCUGCCGGGAUUACCCGUGGUGGGUGUUGGGGUCCGUGGUCCCCAGCUGCAUCGAUGGGGAUGCUCCCUACCUGCUGCUGGCCGUGAAGUCGUCUGCAGGCAGAUUUGGGGAGCGCCAGGCCAUUCGGGAGACGUGGGGCGGGCCUGAGGAUGGAGUCCGCCUCCUUUUCCUCCUGGGCUCCCCUCAGGGAGAGCCGGGCCCAGACUUGGGGCCCCUGGUGGAGUGGGAGAGUCGGCGGUACCGGGACCUCCUGCUCUGGGAUUUCCUGGAUGUGCCCUUCAACCGGAGCCUCAAGGAUGUGCUGUUCCUGCGGUGGCUGGCCCACCACUGCCCCCAGGUGACCUUCGUCCUCCGGGCAGAGGACGAUAGCUUCGUCAACAUCAAAGCCCUGCUGAAGUUGCUUCGGGGGCUGCCCCCGGCCAUGGCCCGGGGCCUCUACUUGGGCCAUGUCUUUGACCAGGCUUCCCCCAUCCGGACCCCCAAGGGGCCCUACUACGUGCCUGAGUCCUUCUAUGCGGGCCCCUACCCGGCCUAUGCCAGUGGGGGCGGCUACGUGUUUGCCGGACAGCUGGCCCCAUGGUUGCUGCGGGCAGCCGACAGGGUGGUGCCCUUCCCCAUUGACGACGUCUACUCGGGCCUCUGCUUCCAAGCCUUGGGCCUGGCCCCCCAGAACCACCCCGGCUUCCUCACCAACUGGCCAACCCGAGGCAAACAGGACAAUCCCUGCACCCACCAGCGCGCCGUGCUGCUUCAGCCCCGGGACCCCCAGGAGACCAUUCGCCUUUGGAAGCUUAUGCAAAACCUCCAGGUCCAUUGCUGAGGCCGCAGCUUGAGAAGUUGCAGCCAGACCCGACCGACCGGAUAGGGGGUGGGGUGACCUUUCUCUGCCCCUGGCCCUGCCCUCUCUUCCCAGCAGAGGCCUG